Copidosoma floridanum is the source of this 2007-nucleotide messenger RNA. It is a transcript of the gene Xxylt, whose product is annotated as Xyloside xylosyltransferase. Gene Ontology annotation, cellular component: endoplasmic reticulum membrane. Gene Ontology annotation, molecular function: xylosyl alpha-1,3-xylosyltransferase activity. Gene Ontology annotation, biological process: protein O-linked glycosylation via N-acetylgalactosamine. The record is from RefSeq and is a predicted model, not a curated record. Lineage: Eukaryota; Metazoa; Arthropoda; Insecta; Hymenoptera; Encyrtidae.
UGGAAUGUUGUUUACCUGCCGAUCUCCAUCAAAGAGAAAAAGAAAGAAAAAAAAAAAUCGUCAGAGAACGCGCGCGUAUAUAUGUGACCUAAAAAGUGGCAGUGAUCGGUGAGCUGGUGAAAAAUCGUUAUCGAUGCGUGGUGCAAGCGGGGACGACCAGUAGCUCGAGGGUGUUAUGCGUCCCAGGUUCCUGGGGAAGCUGACGCUAGCCGCGGCGGGCCUCCUGCUGGCCUUUUACUGUAUCUUCCUGCUCCUGGUUGGCCAAGCACCUUCCCCGGCUGGCUCCGUCCUCGAGCUCCGCAAUGCCAGUCACCUGCUCCUCGGCGCCCUGUCGCCGACCAACGGUAGCGCAGCGACCGCCGAGCCUAGCAGGCCGUCCUACGACCUCUGGUGCAUAUUUACCAAGGUGACGAGCAACACGGCCAUGCGCAGGAAGUUCCGCGUGUUUCUCGAGUCGCUCCUCCGGCACGCGACACCCUCACCCGGUGCUGGUAUUGUCUUGCACGUCAUCACGGACGACGACAGCAGGCCCGUUGCCGAGAAGGUCGUCCAGUACUGCGAGCUCGUCACUAAAAAGUCUCUGAAGGUUGUGCAAUACUACGACGUGAAAAAGUCAGCGGGGACGAUAGAGGACACGGUCUCGGUGAUGUCGCCGCACUUCAGCAGCAAGCCAGGAACUUACUACUCGGACGCCCUGUUCUUCCUUUCCCUCGGUUUGCACAGGAUAGCCCCAUCCGAGCAGGAUUUGGCGGUGAUGGUGGACGCCGACACCAAGUUCAGGGUGGACGCUAGACUUAUCUUCCAAGAGUUUGACCGUUUUGGGGAGUCUGCUCUGUUUGGACUGGCUCCGGAGCUCUCGCCUGUCUACAGACACGUUUUGUACACGUACAGGAGGAAGCAUCCGAAAACCAUGUUUGGCGAGCCGCACUACCUUGGUGGCUUUCCGGGGUACAACAGCGGCGUCAUACUCGUCCAUUUGAAGAGGCUCAGGGAAUCUCUGGAGUACGAUCAGAUUGUUGGUAGGGACAGCGUGGAACAUAUGGUUGAGAAGUAUGAAUUCAAGGGACAUCUCGGUGACCAGGACUUUUAUACGCUGUUGGGGAUGGAGAGGCCGGAAUUCAUACACACGAUAGAUUGUGGCUGGAACAGACAGUUGUGCACGUGGUGGCGGGAUCGCGGUUACGCUGACGUUUUUGCUAACUAUUCCCGCUGCGAUUCCGAGACGAAGCUCUGGCACGGCAAUCGCAAUACGCCGAUUCCGGAAGAUUAAUAUGCACGUACGUGGAGGGAAAAAGUUUACUAAUUUAAGAGGUUUUUUAUAAAAGGAUCGCUUAGCUCGAAGUAAUCCUGAAAUAUUAUAGUUCUUCCAGAAACAUCUUCAUUGUUUUAAGUAUUUUAACAAAGAAGUAGAUUUUAACCAAGAGUAUUAUUGGGAUGGGCUCCCUAGCGUGUAAAUACACCCAUAUUGUGGAUACCUCAUAUUUUUAUUCUUAAGCAUGCAGUGUCAGAAAUCGAAAAACGUAUGAGAUCUAUCAACUCCUGCGGUUUUUUUUAAUCUAAGCAAAUUCUGAGACUGCAUAUUGAAAGCUGACAUAUGUUAACUGAAAGUCUAAAAUGGCUACCCAAAGCUCUUUACUACAAAGGAUUUAGAUGGCAGUUUUUUCGUGGUUAUAAGAAAUAUUUCAAAUAAAUUUUUUAAAAACGUCAAUCACCCGUAGCUACUGGAUGGUAGAUUUUCGGUUAACUAACGUCAGAAUCUUCUUGGCGAUCUUACUGUGAUUUCGAGCGCAAUAUAUGACAUCUCUAAAUCAGAACUGAAUGUUUUUAUCAAGAUCUGAAAUUGUUAGUAUCAAUUCAAAGUAUUAUAAAUGUUUUGCGUUAAUCCUUUACUAAUAUAUUUUAGAUUGUUUGUUCUUUUCUUUUCAUAAUAAACUAGUGACAACAAUCUGGUUGAUGGCCAUAAAGAAUCUUGGAUUUUACUUGGUCUUCCGUCUGUUGGCAUUUUUA